CUCUUUAAAGAACUGCAGCAACACUUUUAUUGACAAAUUCUCACUUGACUCAUCUGAAUUGAGUCGCUUGUAGUUUAAUUAUUAUUUAUAUCAAAAUUAAGUGAUUUCUGAAUUUCUUUCUCUUUUUUUGUUAUUGUUUAUUGUUCUAACAGUGUCCAACGGACUACAAUAUGCCAAAAAGAAAUUUGUGACAAUCAUAUCAAACAAUUUGUUGGUUCAAAGCGGUUGGCUGUGAAAAGGAUUGUGAAAAAUUCUUCGUAAAAUAACAUUAUUAUCUACCAUCCAUUGAAAAUGACCCUGGAGAUACCUACAGGUCUUAAAAGACUUGUCCGCUAUGUCAUGAGAGGUUUUUAUACCAUUGAACAAACUUUGAUUGUUGACCUUAUGAUAAGAAAGUUAUCGAUUAAGGAAGAUGAAAUAGAAAACCUUAUGAAAUUUGAAAAGAAACAAUUGCGAGCCAUCUUUGCUGGUCUCAAAAAUGAUAAAUUGAUCAAAUCAAAGUUGAGGAUGGAAACCGGGCCGGAUGGGAAGGCUACUCGUCAAGCAUAUUAUUUUAUCAACUAUAGAGGAUUUGUAAAUGUUGUCAAAUAUAAAUUGGAUUUGAUGCGACGCAAGAUUGAAACGGAAGAGCGCGACUCCACCAAAAGAUCAUCCUUUAUUUGUGUAAAUUGUAAGAAGACUUUCACUGAUCUUGAAGCAGAUCAACUAUGGGAUCAUGUAUCAAAUGAAUUCAAGUGUUCAUAUUGUGGGGAAAUAGUGGAAGAGGAUCCUGAUGUGUUACCAAAAGCAGACUCUCGAUUAAUGUUGGCCAAGUUCAAUGAUCAAAUGGAACCUUUAUACAUGUUACUUAAGGAAGUCGAAGACAUUAAGAUACCUGCCGAUCUCCUUGAACCUGAUCCUAUUGAAGUCAAUGGCUCUACAAUAAAAGUUACAACUAGUGAAGGGUUCGAAGGUAUGGAUAAAUGGAAGACUAAAGACAAAUCACAAUUUGAUAGUGUAAUGAUUAAAGAAACAAGCAUAAAGAUAGAAAAGGAUGGCGAAGCAGUUGAGGAAGUGGUCAAGAAAGAGCAACCUCCAUGGCUAGCCGAAGUCAGUGUAUAUCCAUCAAUGCCCGAUGUUACAAUCACCAAGAAUAAUUCAAAUAAAAUCAAAGAAACUUCAACUCAACCCAAAGAUGAAAAUGGUUACAGUAAAGAAGUAUUAGAGGCACUUCUAGUUCACGAAAAAUUAGAGCAUACAAACGACGCUGCAGUGUCCAUAUUAUCAACGCAAAAUAAUGACUGGGGAUCGGAUGGUCUCAAUUCUUCUGUUAAGGAUGAAAUAAUGAAUGACGAAGAUGAAGAUGAAGACUUCGAAGACGUUAGUGAACCCAUGAUCCGAAUUGGAGGCAGACUGAUUCCACUUGGUGAAGUCAAUGAUGAUACUAUCCAUGAAAUGAAUCAAAUGGAGAAAGAGGAAUAUAUAAGAUUAACACAAGAAGUUUACUCUCAUUUAUAUGAUUGAAAAUUAGGAUUAUUAUUAUUUAUCUAAAUAUAAAUAUUGAUAUUUAUCAAUUGCCAACUUAAAAAUUGUUUUUCUCUACAUCACAUAUAUAUAUAUUGUAUCAUCAUCAUUAUAAAAAAUAGGAUCGAAAAUUGUAAAUUAAUAUGUUCUAAAUUUUUCGGAAUGUAAAAAUGAAAGACAUUUUCUUGAUGAAACCACCAAGUGACCAAUAUUUUCAUAUUCAGAAUGAAAUAUGUUCACAAUCUCAGCUAAAUUUUUUUUAGGAAUAAGCGAGCAUUGUUCAUUCAAGUUUUGUACAGUUAAAUAUCACCUACAUUAAAUUCUUGAUGAAAUUCUUUUCUGA
Molecule: messenger RNA, 1846 nt
Organism: Tetranychus urticae (two-spotted spider mite)
Lineage: Eukaryota; Metazoa; Arthropoda; Arachnida; Trombidiformes; Tetranychidae
Gene: TfIIEalpha
Product: transcription factor IIEalpha
Biological process (GO): transcription initiation at RNA polymerase II promoter
Cellular component (GO): transcription factor TFIIE complex
Source: RefSeq, a predicted model, not a curated record